AUGCCUGUAAUGAUAAUGUACGCCUUUGUCUGGAGCAUUUUCGUCGCUGGCCUAGCCACUGCAGGGCCUGGGUAUUCGAUACAAUGCUGUAACAUAGCGUUACAGACAUUUGCUUAUCUUAACAAGAGUAUACCCCAGGACGACUACAAAUGUGGUCAGGUCUACGAAGCCGCCCUUCCACCUGCUCCACCUCUUCUGGUUCCCACCUCGUGGUGUCGCCAGAAAUGCUCUGGGUAUGGAUUAUCGGCUCCUGGCGACACAAAUGCUUGGGCGGCACCCCUGAUUCAAUACAUUCUACCAGCGGUCAUUUUCAGUAUGACCAUCCCUCGAAGAUUGGUGCUUGAACCGCCCAGAUGGUUCUUCGACUUCAAUGUCAACCACAUGAGUGGCCUCGUCAAGGCUCUUUUCUCUUUGUGCGUUGCGGGUAUAAUCGUGACUCUCGACACCGCAGUCUGGGUUUUCAUAAUCAUGGUAGCGCCGGCACCGUUCAUCUUCAGUGGACUCGUGGAAAUUGUGCUCGACUAUAGGAUUAUACGGAAUCUGAAUAGUAGCAACACAAGUCAAGGCAAAGAUCAGCCCGAGGGACUGGACAGGGCUCAAAGAGUUCAGCUUUUGACUGCCGUUCUGGCCGGGAACCUUGGGAUAGACGGUGUCCCAGCUGAUCCUCAAAAAGAAUUAGGGACGGUCUUGGAUAUCUAUAAGCACCCCGAAGAAGUGGCAUUGCGUUUGGGGGCAAUGCUAGAUUGCCAAUAUCCGUUUGGAGCCGCUGUAGGAGCUCCCAUUCUGCUCUACAUCGGGUCUUUUGUAUAUACGCUUGCCACGAUCCGCAGUUCCAAUGGAGACAGGGAAACAUCAAGGGCACUGGCUUUCGGUAUUUGGUGGAUGAACAUUGUGCAUGUCUCAGCCAUCAGUGGAUGCUUGUUGGCUAGCAACAAUCCAAAUACAGCAGGGGCGAUCGUCAAGCGGAGACGAGAGAAAGUCGGACUACAGGAACGGCUAGAUUACGCCAACCAGCGAUCUGAGAUGGAAGACAAGAUCCAAGCUCGGUUAGAGGCAUGGUCGCGGCUUCCGCUGAGCUAUAAGGCUCGCUAUGAGCCUGUCUGGAUGUGGACGAGAGGCAAAAGCAAGGCUGGCUGGCUUCGACGAACUUCUGCCUGGAAAAAACCUUGGUUCCGCGAGCACGUCGAGAUGACCGUCCCCGGCUGGAUUUUCCUCGUUUGUGUAGCCUUUGGGCUUGUCUUAUUCCCAUGUGCACUCGCCUUUUGGGUUGAGUAUUCGACGCCAACGAAAGGCGUGGGCUGCCGGUCAUUAACCAUUUUGGUCUACGCCUCCACUCAAUUGACUUUCACCGUCCUCUCAGCUUGGAGCCAUUUCAAAGCGUCCCACAACCAGACUUACUGGGACAACCACCGUUGGCUUGGUCGCUUGAGGCGCAAAUGGGUCGGCGUCUCUGUUAUGGUCAUCUUCCUCUUUCCCGCUUGGGUAGCCGCAGUGUUUACAACCUUUGCUGGAACCCUCAUGCAAGUUACAGGCAUCUACCAAAACUGCCUGUGCGCUUCGAGUGGAUACUGGUCUUGGGGUCCUACCUCCACCGUUCAACUCGCAGCGGACACCGAAGCCGAUAGACAUGCUAGUCUGCAUUGGCAAAAAGCUGGCUACACAGCUCUCAUUUUCUUGGCUGUUGUGACGUAUUUAGCAUGGUGGUGCCAAUGCUAUCUGCGCCAGAAGUUCAUCGAGCGGGUGAAGCACCUCAUCCCUGAGAAUCCUACUGGACAUGACAUUCAUACCAAAGCACAAGUCGAUCUGGGAAGGCAGCGAAUUGCGGAGACUAUCAAGAGCUCUGAGAUCAGCACCCUCCACAAUUUGAGUGGGGCCUCUGGUUUGGACCGAGUCAACAUUGGCCACGGCGUGCCUCGUGACAACCACUUCUUUGAAGCGACUCCCAAAAACGUCAAGGCCUCCAAUUUUAUCGCGGCAUACGCCGACUGGAUCAAAGGCGUCGACAAGAACUCGACCGCUUGGGAAGAGCGGUUGUCAGAACUGGACUUCUUUGCAAAGAGUGUUCUCGAGUCGGCUGAAGACGUCAACUGUGGUGCUGCAUAUAACGGCUGUGAUGGGAGACCCUUGCGUGACGAUAUCGGCGAGAGAAUCGAGAACAGGACGAGAGCUCGGCAGAUAUGCUAUGUCUUUAAUUCAUUCCAUCACGUGAGCUUGAUCAGUGCCCAAGUACACGAACAAAGCAAAGCAGCCCAAGCCGACGGUGAUGCCAAGUGUGGAGAGUUUGCCUCAACGUUCUUUUGGCAAUUCGAUCCGAGCCUUCAGAAGAAGUGCGACAUCUUUACUAAAUUGGUGAAAGCUGGAAUCACAGCAGUCAUGCUCGGUGCCCUCGCCUCAGCGCCGCUGGCGGCGCCUGCAGUCCUUGGAGCCGUAGCGGCGGCGGAAGCGGAGGUUGCAGUUGCUUUGGAGGCCAGAAUUAGGGAAGCUGCUUCAAUUGUUGAGACUGAAGCUAGCGAGAUCGGAGUAGAAGUUGGGGAAGAGGUUGGGGCAGCUGCUUCACUUGUUGGGACUGAAGCUGGUGAGGGUGGAAGUGUCCCAGGGACGGAUGAUACUGAAGCGGGUGAGGGCGGAAAUGUCCCAGGGAUGGAUGGUGGUGAUAGCCCAGGGAGUGGAGAUGAAGGCGGAGAAGGCACACCUGGGUCUCCAACCAACAGUGGCGAUGGCGGGCCUGGGUCCACAGGAGAUAGCACAAAUGAAGGCACUGGUCCCACAGCAACAGGCGGAAAGAACGUAGCUGGCGUCAAGACGCCGUGGGAAUGGCAACGCUCUUACGACAAAAAUGGCAAUAUUGCUGGCCCGGCUAUGCAGGACGGCCUCUGUUCAGGAUUCCCAAAUGCCAGUCCGAAGGAUCUCGAGAAGUGGACGAACGUAAUAUCGGACCAAAUCCUCUCUGCCGCAGAGGACUACCGGGCGACCAUCGAUAGUCACUUGAAGGAAGUAAAGAAAGGGGACGGAUUCGGGGAUGACGGUACGACGUGCAGGCGUGCAAAGCUCCUAGAGCUAAAGAGAUGCUGA
Messenger RNA from Letharia columbiana, 3072 nucleotides. RefSeq lists its product as uncharacterized. Lineage: Eukaryota; Fungi; Ascomycota; Lecanoromycetes; Lecanorales; Parmeliaceae. Bases 1 to 3072 code for a protein of 1023 amino acids. The transcript is spliced from 5 exons. The record is from RefSeq and is a predicted model, not a curated record.